CCCGACGAUUCUAGGGGGCAGGGCGGGGCAGCGUUUCUGUAUCUGGCCAUUGGCUGUGGGAGCCAUGAUCCUACACCAGGCUUCUGCCCAUUCCCGCCCCCCUCCCCACCCUUAUCUCCACUCGCCAGCCCCGGGGCUCUCCUGUACCAGCGCUGACUGAGCCCAGACUCCCUGCUGUUCUAGCCCCCGGCUGCUCCGCCAUCUUCGCCCCCCUCUCGGGUCUGUAAACGCAGCAGAGAUGCCGCUGGAAGGGGAGCCCAGCAGCCUGGCUAAAGUCGCUCAGCUCUUCAUCCUGUCUCUGGCCUGGGGGAUGCAGAUAUGGGUCACCUUCAUCUCAGGGUUUGUGCUGAUCCGGAGCGUGAGCCGACACACCUUUGGCCUCGUCCAGAGCAAGCUUUUCCCCUUCUACUUCUACACCCUGGUGGCCUGCGCCUUCCUCAACCUCUCCAUCUUCGCCUACUACCACCCCCGAGAGCUGCUGAGCACUGGGGAGACCCUGCAGGGCUUGCUCUACUUUGUCUGCCUCCUCCUGGCCAGCGUUAAUGCCCUGGGCUUGUCCCCGGCCACCACGGCGGCCAUGUUCCAGUUGCAGGCCAUCGAGCGGGAGCAUGGCCUGGGUGGGGAGGUGGGGCUGGCGGCCCGGCGCGAGACGUACCAGCAGCUGCGGGAGAGGGACCCCAAGUACCAGGCUGCACGGCAGAGGUUCUUCAAACGCCAUGGGCUGUCAUCCCUCUGCAACCUCGUCUGCCUCGCCUGCAACGGAGUCAGCCUGCUGUGCAUGGCGCUGCACCUCAGCAGCCUGUAGGCAGGGGCCCUGCCCGCGGGGAGGGGGCGGUGGCAUUGUUCUCGGGGGCGGGGAGCCACCCACUAGGUGGGACUUGAUUGAGUGAGGGGCUUGGAAAUCCAUGCCCCACUGGGGUCUGAUUGGUGUCGCUUUCUAAGCCUGUAUCCCACGUUUGGCACCAGCUGGAAGUUCAUGUGUUGGGCAGGGUGGGGGAUGCAACCGACCUGGUGACUCAGCAGUGCUUUUCCCUGGGUUCUCUCCCCUGCUCUGGGAGGGGAGCGGGGUCUAGUGGCUAAAGCGGGUGGGGGUGGGGGAG
Chelonoidis abingdonii (Abingdon island giant tortoise) is the source of this 1100-nucleotide messenger RNA. It is a transcript of the gene TMEM205, whose product is annotated as transmembrane protein 205. The record is from RefSeq and is a predicted model, not a curated record. Lineage: Eukaryota; Metazoa; Chordata; Testudines; Testudinidae.